AUGGCUGGCUUCAACCACACUGCUGUCAACCAUGUAGUCUUCUACCUGCUGGGCAUUCCAGACCGAGAAGACCUACACAUGUGGAUUUCCAUCCCCCUAUUCAUCUCCUAUGUAUUUGCUCUCCUGGGUAAUGGUCUGCUCAUUUUCGUUAUCCUGACAAGGAGUAGCCUCCAUGAACCUAUGUAUCUUUUCCUCUGUAUGCUGGCUGGAGUUGACAUUGUCUUUGCCACGACCACAGAACCCAAGGCACUGGCUAUUUUCUGGUGCAAUAAUAGGGAAAUUUCUCUUAAUGGCUGCAUUGCCCAGCUUUACUUCCAGCAUUCCUUCUUCAUUUCUGAGUCAGGCAUCUUGCUUUUCAUGGCAUUUGACCGCUACAUAGCAAUAUGUUACCCAUUGAGAUAUACCAUGAUAUUCACCCACUCCCUGAUUGGAAAAAUUGGUGUGGCUGUUUUCUUGAGAUCCCAUUGUACAAUUUUGCCCAUGAUAUUUCUUUUAAAAAGGCUGACGUUUUGCAGAAAUAAUAUCCUCCCACACACAUUCUGUGAGCAUAUUGGCUUGGCCAAGUAUGCCUGUGAUGACAUUCGAGUAAACAUCUGGUAUGGGUUUUUUGUCUUGAUAUCAACGGUGACCCUAGAUAUUGUCUUUAUUUUUGUUUCCUAUAUUCUGAUUCUUUGUGCUGUCUUCCGCAUCCCUUCCCAAGAUGCUCGUCACAAAGCUCUCAACACAUGUGGCUCCCACGUCUGCGUCAUCAUCCUCUUUUAUGGGCCUGGGAUCUUCUCAGUUCUCACGCAGCGCUUUGGACGCCACAUCCCACUACAUGUCCAUAUCCUGCUGGCCAAUGUCAGCAUGCUUGUCCCACCUAUGCUGAAUCCCAUCAUUUAUGGGGUCAAAACAAAAGAGAUACGAGACCACGUGGCUUAUGUGUUGUUUCCAAAGCAGAAAUGA
Galeopterus variegatus (Sunda flying lemur) is the source of this 945-nucleotide messenger RNA. RefSeq names its product olfactory receptor 52B4-like. Lineage: Eukaryota; Metazoa; Chordata; Mammalia; Dermoptera; Cynocephalidae. The record is from RefSeq and is a predicted model, not a curated record. Gene Ontology annotation, cellular component: membrane. The coding region runs from base 1 to 945 and encodes 314 amino acids. Gene Ontology annotation, molecular function: olfactory receptor activity; G protein-coupled receptor activity. The transcript has a single exon. Gene Ontology annotation, biological process: G protein-coupled receptor signaling pathway.